UAGCCUUGGUCCCUCCCCUGGACUCACCCUUCUACUUCCAACUCAGCAGUCUUCAGAGCUUGGCUAUAAUUGCCGAAGCUACAGGACUUGCCUCCGGCCCGUGCCCCUGCCCAGGAGCUGGGUAAUCUGGUCCUGCUGGCCCCUGCCCUCCAUGAAAAGCAGCAGCCGGCACACUUUCCUGGAGCAGGUGCGCGAAUGUUGGGACAAGGGCUACCUGCUCUCCUCCAAGAAGAUCGGCUCUGGGACCUUUUCCAAAGUCUACCUGGCCUAUGCCACACACGAGUGCAUCCAGAACAACCCCAAGCUGGCUUCUGAUCUGCGGGGCAAGCACCACACCAUGGUGGCCAUCAAGAUCAUCUCCACUGCCAAGGCCCCCCCAGAGUUCUCCCGGAAGUUCCUGCCACGGGAGAUCUCCUCCUUCAAUGCCACCUAUAAGCACCUGAAUGUGGUGCAGUUGUAUGAAACCUACCAAAACAGCGAACGCUCCUAUUUGGUGCUGGAACUGGCAGACCGUGGUGACUUGCUGGAGCACAUCAACAUGGUGUCAGCACAGCGUUACUCCCCAGGGCUGGAGGAAGAGGAGGCCCGCAGACUGUUCUGGCAGCUAGUCAGCGCCAUUGCCCACUGCCACAAUACAGGAAUCGUGCACCGGGACCUAAAGUGUGAGAACAUUCUGCUGGAUGACCGAGGCUUCCUGAAGCUGACAGACUUUGGCUUCGCCAACCAGGCAGUGACAGGACCCAAGAGCUCCCUGCUGAGCACCUUCUGUGGCUCAGUGGCCUACACCGCCCCCGAAAUCCUCAUGAGCAAGAAAUACAAUGGGGAGCAGGCUGACCUGUGGAGCCUAGGUGUCAUCCUUUAUGCCAUGGUGAUGGGGAAGCUGCCCUUCAAGGAGCGCCAGCCCCACUGCAUGCUGCACAUGAUGCGCCGGGGCCCCACCUUCCGGCCAGGUCUGUCCACAGAGUGUCAGGACCUGAUCCGGGGUCUGCUGCAGCUGUGCCCACUCAAGCGGCUGGAUCUGCAGCAGGUGGCCACACACUGCUGGAUUCUGCCCAGCACACACACAUUCUUCAGUGCCCUGCUGGAACUGGCACCAGAGAAGCUGGUUGAUGAGGAACCUGAUGAGGAACUCAAAACUCCAAGGCCAUUCUUGCAGUCGCAUCACCUCCAGUGGCAGGGUGUCCCCCAGGAGAGGCUUGCCUCAGGCCAUAAGCCCCUUGAAUCCUGGCUGAGACAAAGUGCGGACUCUGCUGGGCUGGGACUUUAGAGCUCAAUGGCCACUCGCCCCAGGUACUACCAGGCAGCCACUGCCUCUGGUCUCCAAAUCUGCCUUCGGGGGCACAACUGGGCACUAUCUGGUCAACUGAGGGCAGGGCGCUGCUAGAUAAAGAGUUUAUUUUCAA
Erinaceus europaeus (western European hedgehog) is the source of this 1403-nucleotide messenger RNA. Its product is annotated as testis-specific serine/threonine-protein kinase 5-like. Gene Ontology annotation, biological process: protein phosphorylation; intracellular signal transduction; microtubule cytoskeleton organization. Gene Ontology annotation, cellular component: cytoplasm. Bases 152 to 1267 code for a protein of 371 amino acids. Lineage: Eukaryota; Metazoa; Chordata; Mammalia; Eulipotyphla; Erinaceidae. The record is from RefSeq and is a predicted model, not a curated record. Gene Ontology annotation, molecular function: tau-protein kinase activity; ATP binding; protein serine/threonine kinase activity. The transcript has 8 exons.